UUAGUCUUUGAUUUUCUCUAAAUGAGUACGGACUAAUUAUAGUACGCAUAUAACAUUUGCUUUGAGCUACGAAUUUUUACUGAUUUUAAUGUCGUUAUUUUAAUCGGAAAUUGUGGAAAAAUGAAUUUCGUAAAGUUUUGCAUUCUGUUAUUGAUUUGUGAAUUAUGUGCUGCUAGCAAGUAUGAUCGACGUAAAAAUCGUAGAAAGAAAUAUAUGUCAAGUCAGCGGGAUCGUUAUCUCUAUUCGAAUAUCGCCAAAUGUGGCUAUGAGGGAUGUCCCAAGCCACAACCUAACAUGAUAAAUGUGCACCUUGUACCACAUACGCACGAUGAUGUGGGAUGGUUAAAAACCGUGGACCAAUACUAUUACGGAAGUAAAACCACAAUACAAAAAGCUGGUGUACAGUACAUUCUCGAUUCGGUCGUUCAACAGUUGAUUUCGGACCCGGAAAAAAGGUUCAUUUAUGUUGAAUCUGCAUUCUUCUUUAAAUGGUGGCACGAGCAAACAGAUGCAAUGAAGAGUCAAGUGAAUCAGUUAGUUCAGGAGGGUCGCUUGGAAUUUAUUGGCGGAGCAUGGAGCAUGAACGACGAAGCAACGACACAUUAUCAAAGUAUUAUCGAUCAGUUUACGUGGGGUUUAAGAAAGUUAAACGACACAUUCGGUGAGUGCGGCCGACCAAAAAUUGGCUGGCAAAUCGAUCCGUUCGGUCAUAGUCGCGAGAUGGCCUCCAUUUUCGCUCAAAUGGGCUACGAUGGAUUAUUCUUCGGUCGUUUGGAUCACGAAGAUAAACGAAACCGCUUGGUAACGCGAAAACCUGAAUUUGUUUGGCAUGGAAGUGCCAACUUAGGAGAGAAUGCCGAUCUGUUCACCGGAGUAUUAUUCAAUAACUAUGGACCGCCACCUGGAUUUUGUUUCGAUGUCUUGUGUGCGGAUGAACCAAUUAUCGAUGACAAAUGGAGUCCAGACAACAACGUGAAUAGACGGGUUGACGACUUCAUGUCUUAUGUAAAUGAAAUGACAAAAGGCUAUCGCACAAACAAUGUUCUGAUUACAAUGGGAGAAGAUUUCAAUUAUCAAGACGCUCGAAUGUGGUACAAAAACCUUGACAAAUUGAUAUUAUACUCAAAUGAACGACAGAAGAACGGUUCAAAUUUCAACCUAUUUUAUUCAACACCAUCGUGCUACCUCAAGUCACUUCACGAAGCGAACAUAACAUGGUCAACGAAAAGCGACGACUUCUUUCCGUAUUCGUCUGACCCACACGCUUUUUGGACCGGAUACUUUACAUCUCGCCCGGCAAUAAAACGUUUCGAACGGGUGGGAAAUCACUUUUUGCAGAUCUGCAAACAACUCACCGCCUUAACGCCAGCUACGAACGCAGGUUUUGAACCGCAUUUAAGACUACUCCGUGAAGCGAUGGGUGUGAUGCAGCACCACGAUGCGGUUACUGGAACUGAAAAGCAGCAUGUUGCCGAAGAUUAUGCUCGCUUAUUAAAUCAAGCCAUGGAAGCAUGUAGUGCCAACACUCGUGACGUACUGAAUCAAAUAACAACUGGUAAAAAUCCAGUGAGGAGUCCAUGGAACCAUGACGAUAAUGUGAUGGAUAGCAAAUAUGAGUUCGAUUUCGACAGCUGCCCAUCGUUGAACAUUAGCGUGUGUGAAAAGACUGAGGGAGCUCAAACUUUCAUCGUAACUCUCUACAAUCCAUUGCCACAUUCAACGUUUCAAUACGUCCGAAUACCUGUAAGCGGUGCAGAUUAUUCAAUUCUUGACUACCGCGGAGUUCCAACACCAUUCCAAAUGAUUGCCAUUCCGACAUCGGUUAAAAAUUUGCAUUAUCGACUAAGCAACGCCACAAACGAGAUGGUAUUUUUGGCUAAUGAGCUUCCACCGCUUGGCUUUAAGUCAUAUUUCAUAUCUUCAUCUUCGAAUGAUCAGCAACCAGAAGCGCUUUUAAUGGACCAACCGCAUAAUGGACAUGGUUAUUUUGCCGAAGAUGGGACAGUGUCGAUAGGCAACAAGUACAUCAAUCUAACUUUCGAUGGAAAUGGACAACUGGCAUCGGUUACUUCGAAUGGUGCCACCAGCAGACUUAAACAAACAUUUUUCUACUAUGAAGGUGCAGUCGGAAACAACAGAGAAUUUCUCAACCGAUCAUCGGGUGCUUACAUCUUUCGUCCUAACAGUACCGAGCGAAUUGUAUCUGAUAAGGUCAUGACAACGGUAAUUAAGGGACCUGUUGUUGAGGAGGUACAUCAGGUUUUCAACGAGUGGCUUAGUCAAGUUGUUCGCAUAUACAAAGACGACAAUUUCGCCGAAUUCGAAUGGCUCGUUGGAGAAAUUCCGAUUACAGACGGCAUGGGAAAAGAAAUCGUUGCAAGAUUCCAGACGGACAUUAAUUCUGCUGGCGAAUUUUUCACCGAUUCGAAUGGUCGCGAAAUGUUGAAACGAGUCCGCAACCAUCGAGACACCUGGAAAGUGAAUUUACUCGAACAAAUCGCCGGAAACUACUAUCCUGUCACAACGAAAAUUGCUAUCGAGGACAGAAAUGAGAGACUAGCAAUUUUAACGGAUCGCUCACAAGGCGGCACAAGCUUGAUGGAUGGAUCCGUAGACUUAAUGAUUCACCGACGCUUGCUUCAUGACGAUGCAUUCGGGGUGGAUGAAGCAUUGAAUGAAACGGCAUUUGGACGUGGGUUGGUAGUUAGAGGUAUUCAUUACCUCACAUUUGGAUCUACAACAGAAUCUCGACCGACGAUGGCCGCUCAAGAGCGUUUCAUUCAAUUGAAAAAAUUAUUGCCGAGUUGGAUAUUCUUCAGCGAUGCCACCAAGUAUACGUUUGAUGUUUGGCAGAAAACCUAUACACACAUUUACUCGGCCCUUUCGCUAUCUCUACCGCAAAACGUUAAUUUGAUGACGCUCGAACCGUGGAAAGAGAACAGCUUUCUAUUGCGAUUUGAACACAUCCUCGAAGGACACGACGAUCCCGAAUACUCGAAACCGGCGAUGUUUAAUCUGAAAGAUGUUUUCCACAAUUUCGACAUUUCGGAGAUUCGUGAAACGACAUUAUCAGCGAAUCAGUGGAAGGACGAAGCAACAAGAAUGAAAUUCAAAAAUGAUGACAUUCAGAAUCCUAACAGCUCAAGCAAUGAGAGCAUGUCCAAUCCGUCACAAGAAUUGGCCGAUCUUGACAGAAUUAGAGUUUUGCUCAAAGAUGAUGAGCAAAAUACUCGCAAUCGCAGCAGAGAUGUUGACGCAGGCAGAAAUACGUGGAAUAUAAUUUUGCAGCCAAUGGAAAUCCGAACUUUUAUCGUAACAUUGGAGUGGAGGCCAUAAGCGCAUUUGUUUAACGUAAUUGUCAAUAUUGUGUGAUAUAAAAGGGAGAAUCUCGACCCUAUUUUAA
Messenger RNA from Bradysia coprophila, 3403 nucleotides. RefSeq names its product Lysosomal alpha-mannosidase II (gene LManII). Gene Ontology annotation, biological process: mannose metabolic process. The record is from RefSeq and is a predicted model, not a curated record. Gene Ontology annotation, molecular function: carbohydrate binding; alpha-mannosidase activity. Lineage: Eukaryota; Metazoa; Arthropoda; Insecta; Diptera; Sciaridae. Gene Ontology annotation, cellular component: lysosome.